AUGUCAGCCGGUGGAAUUCCCAACCUCGUGGUCAGGGAUGACAAGCUCGUGUCUCAAACGCGACAAGCUCAGCCCAGACUGCACCAGCCUACUCCUCGGAUCAACGAGGCUCAAGUUACAGUAGGGCGUAAGAUUGGAAGUGGAUCUGUUGGUCAUGUAUACGAGGGGAAAUAUGAGCAACAUCCUGUUGCGAUCAAGAAGCACAAGUUGGAUGGAAGCAUGAUGGAUCAAAAAGCAUUGAUAGAAUUCGAGAUUGAAGUUGGCAAGAUGACUGCUGUCAACCAUCCUUGUAUAGUACGAUGUUAUGGAAUGCUGGAACCUUCCCCUGGAAUUGUGAUGGAGCUUGUGCAAGGGGGUAGUCUGUUUCAAAUCUUGCAUGGCGAGCGAGGUGAAACGUUUGCGCAAUAUAACCAAAGGCUACACUGGUUCACACGGCUCCGAUUCCUCCUCGAUGCGAUGUAUGGACUGAGGGCAGUGCAUAAUGCUGGACUCAUUCACGGGGACUUCAAGACUUUGAACUUGCUUGUUGGGCCGGAUCAGCGCGUCAAAGUUGCCGACUUUGGACUCUCGAAAGUGCUGGACGCACUUUCUGUGCUACCAGGAACCAAGACCAUCACGGGAACUCCGCAGUACAUGGCUCCCGAAGUCAUGCUCACACAGCCACAGGGAAUGCGUGUAGACAUUUACAGCGUUGGUAUCGUCAUGUGGGAAGUGCUUACGGGCGCCAUACCUUGGAAAGGGAUGGACAUCGUGCAGAUUAUUCACCAGGUUACGCAGGAGGCAAACAAGACCCAGAAGCCUCCACCAGGACGUCCUCCCGUGGACAACAUGCACUUGCUGUGCGCUCCCUUGGGAUACGUGCAGGUCAUGCACGAAUGUUGGUCGCAUUACCCGAACGAAAGGCCAAGCACGGAUCAAGUCGUAGUGCAACUGGAGGCGAUUCAAAGGAAUGUGUCGCAGCAGAGAUCAAAUACGCAGAAAGUCCCAGCAUUUGCAAUGGGCGGAAUGCCAGGAAUGGAAUGCCAACAGGUAAUCCUUUCGCGAUUCUUAUUACAAGUCUCUUGCGCCGUUUCUUUCGUGUGA
Guillardia theta CCMP2712 is the source of this 1083-nucleotide messenger RNA. RefSeq lists its product as hypothetical. Gene Ontology annotation, biological process: protein phosphorylation. Bases 1 to 1083 code for a protein of 360 amino acids. Gene Ontology annotation, molecular function: ATP binding; protein kinase activity. The transcript has 2 exons. The record is from RefSeq and is a predicted model, not a curated record. Lineage: Eukaryota; Cryptophyceae; Pyrenomonadales; Geminigeraceae.